Messenger RNA from Solea solea (common sole), 2249 nucleotides. RefSeq names its product phospholipase B1, membrane-associated. Lineage: Eukaryota; Metazoa; Chordata; Actinopteri; Pleuronectiformes; Soleidae. The coding region runs from base 73 to 1389 and encodes 438 amino acids. The record is from RefSeq and is a predicted model, not a curated record. Gene Ontology annotation, biological process: phospholipid metabolic process. Gene Ontology annotation, cellular component: brush border membrane. Gene Ontology annotation, molecular function: retinyl-palmitate esterase activity; phosphatidylcholine lysophospholipase A1 activity; A2-type glycerophospholipase activity. The transcript has 16 exons.
CAAAGUGACAGCGUUGUAAAAAAACGGAGCAUGGCAUUGUGCAGUCUGCAGGGGUGACCCAUUGACACUACUAUGGAGUGGCUGUGGAUCACCGUGGCAACAUGUGUGCUCGUGUCCUGCACUGUCAAAGGCAGCGACUGGUGGUUGGAGUACGAGGAGGGGAUUAGACACUACAGCAAGGAGGCCCUCAGCAAGGAAUUUCCAGAGAAAACUCGCCCCGUGAACUUCAAGCAUCCUGUUUUUCAGUGUCCAGACAUGAGUCCUUCUCCCUCUGUCCCCUCAUCAGUUGAAUUUGUGAAGGCGGCUGAUAUCAAAGUCAUUGCUGCUUUGGGAGAUUCUCUGACGACAGGCAUCGGCGCCAACGCCACCACUGUCCUGGGGAUUCCCAUCGAGUUCCGACAUGUUUCGUGGAGUAUCGGUGGUUAUGGGUCCGUUCAGGAUGUUAUUACUUUGGCAAACAUCAUCAAGCUUUUUAAUCCCAAUCUGGUCGGUGCGGCCUCCGGCAGGACGAUACAUGGGAUGCAGGCUCAUAUCAGCGCCACUGGCUUCAACCUGGCAGUGACUGGACAUAACACCUUCAAUCUGCCCGGACAGACGAGACAUUUGAUCGACACGCUGAGAGAUUAUGAGGAUGUGAAUUUCGAAGAGGACUGGAAGCUUCUGACCAUCCUCAUCGGCAUGAAUGACAUCUGUGAUUACUGCAAAGACAAGGCCCUUUAUUCAGUGGAUAACUUUGUUCACUAUAUGACCGUCUCCUUGGAAAUGCUUAUGAAUGAGGUUCCUCGCAUGAUCGUUAACGUGGUUCAGAUUCUGCCCAUGCAAGCUUUGAGGGAGGUACAGAAGCCUACUCCAGGCUGCCUGCUCCAACGGUCUUUCUGUUCGUGUCUGAUAGACCCAGUCGCCAAGUCUCCUGAGCUACAGGAGCUGGUAGAGGUCAAUCUUGAGUUCCAGAAAAGACUUGAGGAGCUGCUUUACAGAGAUCGUUUCUUCAAGGAUGACUUUGCUGUUGUUCUCCAGCCCUUCCUCAAACACGCUGACCCUCCCCGCCUCCCGAGCGGGAAGAUUGAUAUGACCUUCUUCACUCACGACUGCUUCCACUUCACCAUAAAGGGACAUGAAGAGCUGGCCAAAGGGCUAUGGAACAACAUGUUUCAGCCUGAGGGAGGAAAGAUGAUUGUGAGCAGUUUCUCUGACCCCAUCGGUCUCAUCUGUCCACCCGUGGAACAUCCAUAUAUCUUCACCAGACCAACUGUGGCUAAGUCAGGCCAGCGUCCACUUCAGUCUGCUGCACCGUCAGACGCAGCCAUCGUGCUGCUCUCACUGCUUGUGGGUUUGAGAUCCCCUUGGACUUGUGUAGCUCUGACUCUGCUGAGCUAUUUAUCUCCGUGAUCGCCUUCAUUAGAUCCUUCUGUGUGCUGCUCUUUUGCUUUAUUGCAUAUCUGUGGCCUCAAACGGCAGCAAAGAGCAAUGAUACCGGAUAAUGCGACAGAGUGAAUCCUGCAGCCUAAAUAUUUAAUUUUAUUCAGAUGCAGUUGGAGUCGGAAGUGGUGAAGAGUUUUUACUCGUCGUUUGUGACCAGAUGAGUUUUUUUCUUUUACAUUUUAAUUCAUCACAACUGCACCAUGAUGAUUUUGGAGAUUUUUUUCCUGUAGUUAUUUUUAAGAAAAGUCUUGCCUGGUUCACGUUUAACUACACUAUAUGACUUGAUAUCAAUCUCAAAUGUUGUAAUUAGCAAAUAUAAUUAUGAAUAAUGUAAUAACACUAAAACAUUGAUCUUAUUAGAUUCUGUCCAACAGUUUAGUGAAUGUCUGUUUAAUCUCUGAAAGUGUUUUCUUGGAAAAAGUACUUGGACACAAUCCUGAAUCUAGAUUCAGUUACUCUGGACGUAAUGCAUCUUGGCAAUGUCACAAUACAAAUCAUUUUUGUUGCACUGGCAGUAAAAAUCUCGGGUUUCCGAUGACAAAAUUUACAAUUUGCCACAAUCAGCAUGCUGGAAUUCAUUCAUCCAAGAGGCUGAAUGAGAUUUCUUCACACGCAGAGGUUGAAAAACCCUGAUCAGCUCAGUGACACCAUUUAGAAAAGAAAAAAGAAAAAAAGAAGGAAUUUAAAGAGUAUAUCAUCCAUCUUAUCUCCGCAGAGUUUCCAAGUAACCGGUGACUUUUUCAGCCACAGACAAUUUAGUCGCACGUCUGUUCCUCAGAUCUUCAGGAUGCUGCUGUCCCACUUUCACUUCUCACUCCUGCAGGAGC